AUGGCCCGUCUCAACCUUUCUAUCCUUGCUGCAUGCCUUUCGCUGUCUGCCCUGACGUCGGCUCUGCCGACCAAGCGGUUUGACCCCAUGGCCGACGGUGACUUGAUCCCCGAAAGCCCUGCCUCGAUUGCCGAGAUGUCCCUGCGUUCUACUGUCAACUUCUUCGACGACAUGGAGCAAAUGUGGAAAGAGGACCAGGCUGAGAAGAACAAGAAGCCCGGUGCUGCUACCGGCGCAGAAGCCGAGUCCGCUGAUGCCGUAACUUCGGCUGUUCCGAUCGUCCCUAUGCCCCCUACGCCCAGUGAAGAGGCCGCUCCCAGCCAGCAGUCGCACGCACCCGUUGAGAUCAACAAAACAAACAAGGGCGAGACGUCCGAGACGUACAAUGACGGCCAAGAAGCACAGAGUGCUCCGACUCCGGCCCCUUCGCGUGCUAUGAGUGAGCCCCAGGCUGAGGAGAAGCCCACUGCCACGACACCGCAGGCCAGUAGCUCCGCCAGUGCUGCCGCUAGCCCGUCGGGAAGCGUACACGAAGUCAAGGACAACUUUUUCUCCAAAAUCCCCGUUGUCGGAAAGAUCCUGAGCGGCGGUGGAAUUGCUUAG
Messenger RNA from Aspergillus melleus, 603 nucleotides. RefSeq lists its product as uncharacterized. The record is from RefSeq and is a predicted model, not a curated record. NCBI's taxonomy places the organism in Eukaryota, Fungi, Ascomycota, Eurotiomycetes, Eurotiales, Aspergillaceae. Bases 1 to 603 code for a protein of 200 amino acids. The transcript is spliced from 2 exons.